CAGGUUCAGCUCUCCUUUCUUCCACCUGGCCAUGGCCAACAUCACACUGAAGCCGCUCUGUCCACUCUUGGAGGAGAUGGUCCAGCUUCCAAACCACAGCAACUCUAGCCUCCGCUAUAUUGACCACGUGUCGGUGCUGUUGCACGGGCUGGCCUCCCUGCUGGGCCUGGUGGAAAACGGACUCAUCCUGUUUGUGGUGGGCUGUCGCAUGCGCCAGACGGUGGUCACUACCUGGGUGCUGCACCUGGCGCUGUCCGACUUGUUAGCCGCCGCCUCUCUGCCUUUCUUCACCUACUUUCUGGCAGUGGGCCACUCGUGGGAACUGGGCACCACUUUCUGCAAGCUACAUUCCUCGGUCUUCUUCCUCAACAUGUUUGCCAGCGGCUUCCUGCUCAGCGCCAUCAGCCUGGAUCGCUGCCUGCAGGUGGUGAGGCCAGUGUGGGCACAGAACCACCGCACGGUGGCGGCCGCGCACAGAGUCUGCCUGAUGCUCUGGGCUCUGGCGGUGCUCAACACAGUACCCUAUUUCGUGUUCAGGGACACCAUCCCGCGGCGUGAUGGCCGCAUCAUGUGCUAUUACAACUUGCUGCUCUUGAAUCCAGGGUCUGACCGCGACACCACGUGCGACUACCGUCAGAAGGCCCUGGCGGUCAGCAAGUUCCUGUUGGCCUUCAUGGUACCUCUGGCCAUCAUCGCCUCGAGCCACGUGGCUGUGAGCCUACAACUGCAUCACCGUGGUCGCCAGAGGACAGGCCGCUUCGUGCGUCUGGUGGCGGCCAUAGUGGUGGCCUUCAUACUCUGCUGGGGGCCCUACCACAUCUUCAGUCUGUUGGAGGCGCGUGCCCAUUCUGUCACCACGCUACGGCAGCUCGCGUCACGUGGGCUGCCCUUUGUCACCAGCCUGGCCUUCUUCAACAGCGUGGUCAACCCACUACUCUAUGUGCUCACUUGUCCCGACAUGUUGCACAAGCUGAGGCGCUCGCUACUCGCGGUGCUUGAAAGCGUGCUGGUGGAGGACAGCGACCUGAGUACUGCGCCCGGCAAACGCUGCCGCCGCCGCCAUCGCCGCCGCGCCUCCUCCACCACCGCCCCAGCCUCUACCUUACUGCUGGCUGACCGAUUUCCCCAACUGCGUCCUGCUCGCUUAAUCGGCUGGAUGAGGCGUGGCAGUGCAGAGCUCCCACGGAGGGUCCGAGAACAGUCCCAGGAGAAGCAGGGCUCAUUGAGCUGUACUUUGGAUUAGACGGGCACAGCCCAGAAGCUGUGCCAACACAUCCUGGGCCUC
This is a messenger RNA of Rattus rattus (black rat), 1285 nucleotides long. RefSeq names its product prostaglandin D2 receptor 2 (gene Ptgdr2). NCBI's taxonomy places the organism in Eukaryota, Metazoa, Chordata, Mammalia, Rodentia, Muridae. The record is from RefSeq and is a predicted model, not a curated record. Gene Ontology annotation, molecular function: complement receptor activity; G protein-coupled receptor activity. The coding region runs from base 32 to 1243 and encodes 403 amino acids. Gene Ontology annotation, cellular component: plasma membrane. Gene Ontology annotation, biological process: phospholipase C-activating G protein-coupled receptor signaling pathway; positive regulation of cytosolic calcium ion concentration; complement receptor mediated signaling pathway. The transcript has a single exon.